Messenger RNA from Phialemonium atrogriseum, 3882 nucleotides. RefSeq names its product DENN domain-containing protein 5B. Gene Ontology annotation, cellular component: cytoplasmic vesicle. The record is from RefSeq and is a predicted model, not a curated record. The transcript has 10 exons. Lineage: Eukaryota; Fungi; Ascomycota; Sordariomycetes; Cephalothecales; Cephalothecaceae. The coding region runs from base 1 to 3882 and encodes 1293 amino acids. Gene Ontology annotation, biological process: regulation of Rab protein signal transduction.
AUGUCAGAUUCCGCCCUCGUUGGAUAUCUGAAACAGAGAUAUAUGCUGGCUGGCGGGCUAGUGGCCGACGAAGGAGGUGGUGCACAGAAGGAAGCGGUGAAGCUAGAGAGUACGGAAACGGAGAUGAUCGGCAAGGCCGUCGACUCGGCGGGUCCCUAUGCUCAUUCCUCACAAGUCCGCGUCCGCAGCCCAUCACCUCCCACGAGCCUCGAGCCCACCUUAGGUAGGUACCUAAUUAAUGUACCCGUGCAGGGAGGGGGGAGCGGGACGACGGGCAUCUCCCCAACUUCCCGCGUUCAGCUUCCAGUAAGCUUGAAGGUAUUUUGCAUUUUUGGCAAACUUCAACCGUUCAUUAAUGACUUUCUCACUCCUCGUACCCCUGAACGACUGGACCGUGAGAACCUGACAAGCUGGGAGAUCUCCCUCUUAAGUGAUCUGCAAAUCCGCUUCCGACUCGAACGCGGGCAUCGACUAUCGAGACCCCAAGCUCGGUGGGCGGGUGAUAACGCUACCUAUUUGCCUACUUCAGCGACACCCUUGGCAGAAUACUUCUGGAUUGCUGGCAUAGAGAAUAUCUCGUACGACGAUGGGACACAGGCGACCGCGGCCCAGUUCGACGAUACCAUUGCCGAAGAUGGCGAAGCUGAGGCGGCCGACGGACCCAUAGCUUCGUCCACGAGGGCCUCGGCCCGCCAUUCUCGCCAGAACUCUGCCAAUCGUCUGUCCAAACUAUCUGGCGACGGUUUCCAGGACGAGUUCGACGGCAAUACAAGGAGUAACCGCAGCAGUGCCACCAUCAGGCCAAACCCCCCUCCCAAUGCUGCCUCCAACCCCAACUCCAACGGGGCCUCGCCCGACGCCUUCUUGCAGGACUUUGACUUCGAUAAGGCGUUGGUCAAGUUCGCGGUCGAGCGUGAGAACUUCCUGGACGAUCUCACAUUCAGUGCCGGCGCAAAGGUCCAGUCAAGACCACCCAUGGUCAACCCAAGAGCGGAGAGGGUCAAGGCCGACGAUGGCGAUCUCAGCGGGAGGAAAAGCCCGUUGAUGAAGAGCAUCCGUGGGAGCAUCCGUGGCAGCAUCCGUCGCAAAAUGAGUUUUAGGGACAUGAAUAGCGUGAGGAGGCAGCCAACUGCUCCUAAGCCGGCAUCCAUCCGGACUGCGCGACGCCUGAGUCACUAUAACUCUGUCAUCCCCCCGCCGGAGCCGCUCAAUACCGACCCCGACAUGCACCCCCUCAAGAGAAGGUUCGAACCCGUGCUCCUAGACAGAUACCCCUCGAGGGACAACGCCGACGACCUCUCAAAACGGGGCAAGUUCCCGGACUACGUGCCCAUGUUUGCCUUCCCGAACGAUAUCCAAAUCGUGUCUUCGGACGAUCGGCCACGCUCAACCUGGCAUGGCUUCACCAUGACCUCGGACGAUAACUCCAAAUUAUACGGCAUCGCCGUUAUCGUAUGGACGGCCUUGGAUGCAGAUAUCGCCCAAGAAAUAGAGAAGAAAUGCGAGGAUUGGAGACAGAAUCACAUGUCGAAUGAGGAGAGAGAGCUGGCUGCAAGUCUGGGUGUCCGACUCGCGGCAGAACGCGCACAUCUGUCUCAGUUGCUAGCCAAGUUACCAACCGUGCCGUCGGGUUCGUCCGCCCGCGAAAACCUGGACGAACAGAUCAGCGCCGUGGAGGAGAAGAUCAGCCUAAUGGCGGAAAUGUUGAGGCCCCUGAGACAUGGAGCCGCGUCCAAAAUAGACGGUCUCACGGCUGGUGAGACCGGCCUCUGGACACCCCGAGCCUACGGGAUCCUCGGGAAGGACGCAACGAGGAUGUCUUUCUGGAAGGAGUGGCUUAGGGCAGUCAUUGUGCCCAUGGCCGACGGCGCCAUUUUACGGGUACCGGCGAGCUCGCCAAAGGUUGGGCGAUGGCAACCCCUGGAACGAUAUGUCGUCAAUCUUUGCACCGAAGCUUUCAGUCCGUUGAGCUCCACGACACAGGUCGAGCUCGGAGUCCGUGAGCUUCGCCUCUAUGCGCGCAAGGAGGCCGAGAACGAGCUUCCCGGUUCCCGAAACAUCGACAUCUACGCCCUCUUCAGAUGCCUUUCCCUUGACAAUAUCGUGGCUCUUUACGAGUACGCCAUGUCGGAAUCUCGCAUCAUAUUUCUCUCCUCGCAUACAGCGAUGCUCCAUCUUGCAUGCCAUGCGCUCGCAAGCCUACUGUACCCCCUGAAAUGGGCCAGCAUUUUUAUACCAAUCCUCCCGGCCAGGCUCCUCUCGGCGCUAGAGGCCCCCUGCCCUUAUAUCAUCGGCAUUGAGAGACGCUACGAGAAUAUCGAGCUUCCCGAGGAUGACUAUGUACUCGUGGAUCUGGACAAGGACACGGUCGAUGCAACAUCACAGCCUGUUCCGAUGCCGAAACAACAUCGGCGCAAGCUAGUUUCCCUGCUCCAAGUCGCCGCUCCGCACAGCCUACGCUACGGCGUUGCUACUGGGGCGCCGCCCUACGCGAUGGAGGCAUUCCCUUACGACUCCUUCUCUGCCGAGAACGACUCGCUUUUCAACCCUGUCACGGCCCCUAGCUCGCUUGGGAAAUGGGUCUCGCAAAGCUCGACGACGUUCGGAGAACCGAUAGCGCCUGAAUCCAUCCGGGUCCCCGUUUUCAACGCGUUCUCCAGCUCCAAGGUGGAAUAUUCUAAGCCGGAUCGACCGCCCACGGGUAAAUCUGGGAGGGGUAGCCCGCCCUCUUCGCUGUCGCCCGUCUCCAUGAACUUCCCUCCCAUGCCCACGACUCCGAUCUCUCGGAGCGAUUCUGGUUUUGCCCUCACUCUGCGCGAGAAGCGGUCCGGCCAUUUUGACGAGAGGCCUAGGAGGAGCUCAUCCUUUGGCAUUGACAAGCACCCGCCCCUGCACCGACCCAGCCUGCCAUUCUUGAAUGGCCACGGCACCAGUCUCUCCAUCUCGGCCAUCUCCAUCGACUCGCAGUCCUCGUAUGGCGGGUACGCUCCAUCGAGCUAUGCGCAGUCGACGAUCGCGGCAUCGACUGUCAUGCCGAACAUGACGGUGCAGGCCGUGCAGAACACCGAGACGACGGUGUGGGUCGAGGGACACUGCUUCGACUGGGACCACCUCGAGGCGUCGUCUGUGUGCACCGUCUGCGAAGACAAGUCCGAAGGGGAUGGCCUUUACAAAUGCAGGGGAUGCAGCUGCCUGGCUCAUAACCGCUGCUUGGGCGUCGUCUCGCUUGUCUGCCCAGCCGCAUUCCACGCCGAUCGCGUCCGGGCGGCCUUCGUACGAUGCCAAGCGAGCCUUCUCUAUACGUACAGGAAGCACCUAGGGCGCCCUACAAAGGAGCAAAAGGCCAACGGCCAAGUCCACGCCUUCGACAUGGAUGGAUUCAUCAGGGGUUCGCCCUAUGAUCAGCAAGAGUAUGCCACAAUGAUGAGGGACACGCAGCUUUUCAACGAGUUCAUCCACGAGCGUGAGAGACACGCCGCGUCUCACCCAACAAUACGCCUGUUCGACGAGAUAAUCCUCGCCAAGAAAGGGCGUAAGAGGCCUGCCCUAUCGUCCGGGUUCUCUCGCUUGUCGACCAUCAGGGCGUCUCACGGAGCGUCGACUGGCUUCUCCGGGCCAGCCAAGCGAGCAAAGAUACCCGGAUAUCUGAGCGAUACCACGGAGCAUAUCUGGAGGACCGCUUCGGUUCCAGUACCCAGUGCCAAGUUCUCUGGCGAUUACAAGGCCAUAAUCACCAGAGUUCCCGCGAAGCUUGACCCAGCACUGAUGAAGGAGCCUCGGGCAAUCCAGGGCGUCCCGAGACCCGAGCAAGGAAGAGUCCGCGGGUUGAUUCGGAAGCAAGUCCCGAGCAUGCUUGGGCCUCCGGCCCCAACUCCUUUUUAG